UUAAAAAAUUAUUUUAUUGGGAAAAAAAUAUUUUACUUUUAAAUAUAUUUUUUGAUAGUUUGUGUGUGUGUUUGACUUAUAUUAUGGCCACUACUGCCGCCGCCGAUGAUAAUAUGGCCACUAUUGCCGACCAGUUUGCCCGGGCYGUCCAUGUUAUACGUAAUCUACCGAAAUCUGGUCACUUUAAACCAACGGAUGAACUACGGCUCAGAUUUUAUGCCUACUAUAAACAGGCAACYGAUGGUAAUAACCGAUCGCCGAAACCCGCUUUCUACGAUCUGGUCGGCAAAUAUAAGUGGUCAGCCUGGACAAAGUGCCGCGAUAUGUCCCAGUCCCAGGCAAUGGCCAAUUAUAUCGAUGUAUUUAUUGAAGUACUAAGCGAUAUGAWACUUACCGAUAGUGACCGRCAAUUGUUUGAAUUGUUGGUACCAUUCAAACAGUAUUUACCCGAAACUAGUCGACAAGUUUUGGCUAAAAAUAAUUAUUAA
Oppia nitens is the source of this 488-nucleotide messenger RNA. RefSeq names its product acyl-CoA-binding domain-containing protein 5-like. Gene Ontology annotation, molecular function: fatty-acyl-CoA binding. Lineage: Eukaryota; Metazoa; Arthropoda; Arachnida; Sarcoptiformes; Oppiidae. The transcript has a single exon. The record is from RefSeq and is a predicted model, not a curated record. Gene Ontology annotation, biological process: fatty acid metabolic process. The coding region runs from base 84 to 488 and encodes 134 amino acids.